This is a messenger RNA of Lepus europaeus (European hare), 1155 nucleotides long. It is a transcript of the gene PROKR2, whose product is annotated as prokineticin receptor 2. Gene Ontology annotation, cellular component: membrane. The transcript has 2 exons. The record is from RefSeq and is a predicted model, not a curated record. The coding region runs from base 1 to 1155 and encodes 384 amino acids. Gene Ontology annotation, biological process: neuropeptide signaling pathway. Gene Ontology annotation, molecular function: neuropeptide Y receptor activity. NCBI's taxonomy places the organism in Eukaryota, Metazoa, Chordata, Mammalia, Lagomorpha, Leporidae.
AUGGCAACCCAGAAUGGAAACACUAGUUUUGCACCCAACUUUAAUCCGCCCCAAGACCAUGCUUCCUCUGUCCACUUCAACUUCAGCUAUGGCGAUUAUGACCUCCCUCUGGAUGAGGAAGAGGACAUGACCAAGACCCGGACCUUCUUUGCAGCCAAGAUCGUCAUAGGCGUGGCCCUGGCAGGCAUCAUGCUGGUCUGUGGCAUUGGCAACUUUGUCUUUAUCGCUGCCCUCGCCCGCUAUAAGAAGCUGCGCAACCUCACCAACCUCCUCAUUGCUAACCUGGCUAUCUCCGACUUCCUGGUGGCCAUCAUCUGCUGCCCCUUCGAGAUGGACUACUACGUGGUGCGCCAGCUCUCCUGGGAGCAUGGUCAUGUGCUCUGUGCCUCCGUCAACUACCUGCGUACCGUCUCCCUCUACGUCUCCACAAAUGCCCUGCUGGCCAUCGCUAUUGACAGGUAUCUCGCCAUCGUGCACCCCUUGAAGCCUCGGAUGAAUUACCAGACGGCCUCCUUCCUGAUCGCUUUGGUCUGGACAGUGUCCAUCCUCAUCGCCAUCCCGUCAGCCUACUUCACAACGGAGACCGUCCUCUUUAUUGUCAAAAGCCAGGAGAAGAUCUUCUGCGGCCAGAUCUGGCCAGUGGACCAGCAGCUCUACUAUAAGUCCUACUUCCUCUUCAUCUUCGGCCUGGAGUUCGUGGGCCCUGUGGUCACCAUGACCCUGUGCUACGCCAGGAUCUCCCGGGAACUCUGGUUCAAGGCCGUGCCUGGCUUCCAGACGGAGCAGAUCCGCAAGCGGCUGCGCUGCCGCCGGAAGACGGUGCUGGUGCUCAUGGGCAUCCUCACGGCCUACGUACUGUGCUGGGCGCCCUUCUACGGCUUCACCCUCGUGCGCGACUUCUUCCCGACUGUGUUUGUGAAGGAGAAGCACUACCUCACUGCCUUCUAUGUCGUCGAGUGCAUCGCCAUGAGCAACAGCAUGAUCAACACCGUGUGUUUCGUGGCGGUCAAGAACAACACCAUCAAGUACUUCAAGAAGAUGCUGCUGCUCCACUGCCGUCCCUCCCCCCAGGGGAGCAAGUCCAGCGCCGACCUUGACCUCAGAACCAGUGGUGUGCCCGCCACCGAAGAAGUGGACUGUAUCAGGUUGAAGUGA